Messenger RNA from Cicer arietinum (chickpea), 2224 nucleotides. Its product is annotated as diacylglycerol O-acyltransferase 1C-like. Gene Ontology annotation, cellular component: chloroplast envelope; endoplasmic reticulum membrane. The record is from RefSeq and is a predicted model, not a curated record. Lineage: Eukaryota; Viridiplantae; Streptophyta; Magnoliopsida; Fabales; Fabaceae. Gene Ontology annotation, molecular function: diacylglycerol O-acyltransferase activity. Gene Ontology annotation, biological process: triglyceride biosynthetic process.
ACCAUUAUCCAAAAGUAAAAUCACCUAUUAAUUAAUCUUCCUUUCUUACAAUUUUUCCACUUUCUUGAAUUUCACUUUUAUAUGUCACACGAGUACACGACCUCGUUUCGAAUCAUUUUUAUCUUUUAUUCUGAUUCCUUUCUUUCUUUGAUAAAUAAAUAAAUCACACUGUUUAAAAGAAAAAUAACAAAUUAGUUUAGUUUCGCACACAUCACCUGAUGGCUAUUUCCGAUGUACCGGAAAGUAUGGGAACCACCGCAACCGUAACCGCCGUAGCUACCGUUCAAACUGACUCAGAUCUCAUGCGUUCUUCUCUACGACGAAGGCCAAGCGCCACAUCAACCGGAAACCUUUUCGACGCUGAGAGUGCAGCUGAAGAUGCUAUUAGAGAUUCAGGCUCCGACGAUUCGUUAAACGGUAAGAACAACGAAGAGGUUAAGGAUCGCAAAACGGAUCAUGCAGAUACUGAUAAUAAUGUCGUUAUGAAUGACGUCACUGAUCGUGAAACGGUUACCGAUUUCAAAUUCACUUACCGUCCUUCAGUUCCCGCUCACCGGAGAAGCAAGGAGAGUCCUCUUAGCUCUGGAAACAUUUUUAGACAGAGUCAUGCAGGACUGUUCAAUCUCUGUAUUGUGGUGCUUGUUGCGGUGAACAGCAGGCUUAUCAUUGAGAAUCUAAUGAAGUAUGGAUGGUUGAUUAAAUCUGGUUUUUGGUUUAGUUCAAAAUCGUUGAGAGAUUGGCCCCUCUUCAUGUGUUGUCUUAGUCUUGCAGUAUUUCCACUGGCUGCCUUUAUAGUUGAAAGCUUAGCACAACAAAAGCGUAUUUCUGAACCAGUUGUUGUUCUACUUCAUGUUGUAAUUACAACUGUUGCAAUUAUCUAUCCAGUUUUAGUAAUCCUCAGGUGUGAUUCUGCUUUUUUAUCAGGUGCCACAUUGAUGCUAUUGACUUGCAUCGUGUGGUUAAAAUUGGUGUCAUAUGCGCAUACAACCUAUGAUAUGAGAGCACUUACCUCUUCAAAUGAGAAGGUAGCAAAGGUACUGGGAGAAACAGUGGCCAAUACUUUGAAUGUGGAGUACCCUUCCAGUGUGAACUUCAUGAGUUUGACGUACUUCAUGGUUGCUCCUACAUUAUGCUACCAGCCAAGCUAUCCUCGCACCCCUUCGGUUCGAAAGGGUUGGGUCUUUCGUCAACUUCUCAAACUGAUAAUAUUUACAGGAGUUAUGGGAUUUAUAAUAGAACAAUAUAUGAAUCCUAUUGUCCAGAACUCACAACAUCCUUUGAAGGGAAACCUUCUAUAUGCCAUUGAGAGAAUUCUGAAGCUUUCUGUUCCAAAUGUAUAUGUGUGGCUUUGCAUGUUCUACUGCUUUUUCCAUCUUUGGUUAAAUAUACUUGCGGAGCUUCUCCGGUUUGGUGAUCGUGAGUUCUACAAAGAUUGGUGGAAUGCCCAAACGGUUGAAGAGUAUUGGAGGAUGUGGAAUAUGCCUGUGCACAAAUGGAUGGUUCGCCACGUGUAUUUUCCCUGCAUAAGGUUUGGUAUACCUAAGGGUGCUGCUGCUUUGAUUGCUUUUCUGGUUUCUGCCGUGUUCCAUGAGUUAUGCAUUGCUGUUCCUUGCCACAUGUUCAAGUUGUGGGCUUUUAUUGGAAUUAUGUUUCAGGUCCCUUUGGUCUUGAUCACUAAUUACUUGCAAAAUAAAUAUAGAAACUCAAUGGUUGGAAAUAUGAUUUUUUGGUUCAUAUUUUGUAUUCUUGGUCAACCAAUGUGUGUACUACUAUACUAUCAUGAUUUGAUGAAUAGGAAAGGGGAACUUGACUGAGGUAUCAUUACAUCAUUAACAGUUACAUGGAUGAGCUUUUCCUUUUACAGCGCUAAAUCGAUGUACAUAUGUUGCUCUAUGUUUUCUCUGGUGACUAUAAUAUGCUUUGACAGUGGUUCAUAUGGGCUAAGCAUUUCAAUGUAUGAGUCUUUUUUUAAGUUAAUUCAUCUAUGUAUUUAUUUAACUGAUUGCUUUGGCACUUCAGCAAUAUGCAAGCAAUUUUGAAAGCAGUGCACUAACAAUGUUAUGUGCUAGAGUAAAGAGUAAUUAGUUUCGGAUAAUUGAGGCAUGGCUAUAAGUGCCUAAAUGGUUUGGGUGUAGAUAAUUUCUCGAAGUUCUAUCUAUGAAUAAUAUGAUGGCUAGUAUCAGCAUGUAACUUAAUUUUUCUGCAAGCAUGUUUUUUAUUUACA